Messenger RNA from Entelurus aequoreus (snake pipefish), 6607 nucleotides. RefSeq names its product lisH domain-containing protein ARMC9. Gene Ontology annotation, molecular function: protein binding. The record is from RefSeq and is a predicted model, not a curated record. Lineage: Eukaryota; Metazoa; Chordata; Actinopteri; Syngnathiformes; Syngnathidae. Gene Ontology annotation, cellular component: ciliary basal body; ciliary tip; centriole. The coding region runs from base 644 to 2872 and encodes 742 amino acids. The transcript has 23 exons. Gene Ontology annotation, biological process: cilium assembly.
UUAGCGUCCCAUCUGUUUACGGUUGCUAGCUAAUGAAUAUAUCCCUAAUGUCAAGAGAGACGGACUUGUGAGGCUUUUUUUAAUGUUUAUAGUACGAUGAGAGAGGGUAAAUUCGCCUUUAAGUAUGUUAUCUUAGACUUGCAAUGUAGGAACAAGGUGAGAAUGACGGUUUUGACGUCCUCUGUUAAAACAACAACUAUUAGCAUGCCAGCUAGCACUAGCUUGUCUGCCUCAUUUUUUUUGGCAAUUAUAAUAAAUUGUUGCUGUGAUAAAAACGUGUAAACAUAUAUUCAAAAUAGACUGGAUUAUGGGUAACCAAAAGUAAUGCGUUAAAGUGGUUUCCGCUUUUUUUUUUUUUAGAAUACAUUGCAUUAGCAUUGCUAACGAGGACAGUAUGCAAUGUGUUUGCAGGAUUUGCUGAGCAUAAUUUGGAAUCAUCCAUCCAUUUUUUACCGUUUGUCCCUUACGGGGUCGCUGGAGCCGAGGCUUAAAGUGGUACAAACACGUCGGAUCCAAUGGAAUGCACCCAAUAGUAGAAACUGAUUGGAGUCAACAAAGGCUUCAAAAGCAGAACUAUAACCUUACAUAAGGAGAACACAUGUUUGCCUUCUAUGUGGGAUUUUAAAAAGUUGUAGAUACUCACAUGAGUUUCAAGGAGGAAGCCAAGAUGGGGGACAUCUUAGCCACUGAAGCCAGUCUGCUUGGGAUGAUCAAGGAGUACCUCAAGAUUGAACAGUUUGAUGAAACUGUUCAGAGUUUUGACAAGGAGUGCAAAAACAAAGGAAAACUGGUACCCAAGCCUCAAGGGAAUGCUCUGAGGGACUUAAAGACUCAUGUCACCCAGAAAGAUCUACUUAGCUCUUUUGAUAAUGGAGACUACAAUGUGUUCUUUGAGCUGUGGGCUGAAAUUAUUCCAUAUGAUGUAAACAACACAGAGGCCCUAAAGCUGGAGUUUUACCUCCACAUCCACUUUACCAUCUACCCACUGAGAAGUCACCCUGCCAGACAAGAUCGGGCAGAGUUUGAAAAGAGGAUUUCUAAUUUCAAGAAAUUUCUGGAUAUGCGAGGAGGAGCACUGAGCCAGAGCCCGGAGUUUCUGCCUUACUAUGCUUUGCCUUUUGUGUCCAACCCCAGUGCCCAUCUCUCCUUCAAGGAUCUCUUUAAGGAUUCCUGGAUACCAAAGUUAAAGAAUAAACUUGAGGAGUUUCUGUCCAAGGCACUUAAGCAUUCAAACUGUCCAAGGCUGCUGACGUUAUAUAAGGAGGGUGGAAAGAGAUCUAAAGAAGCCCUGCAGCAGCUCAAAUUUCAGCUGGAAGAGUCGGAGUGGCGCGCUUCCACUUACAAGCGGAAGUUCAACAAGAUGCAGGCUGACUACUACCAGCUGAUUACUAUCACUGCUGAGCUGGUUGACUCUUUGGAGGCCACCAUCAGCGGAAAAACGGUACUCUCCCCUGAGUACCUGCACAAUGUGUGUGUUCGCCUGUUCAGCAGGCAGAUGAGGCAAAGUGCGGUGCAGAUGACUGACUUUACCAGGCCUGGCAGUGGAUAUUACUCAAUGAGUCCCUAUGAUGAUGGCUAUGCGUCCUCAAUACUACGAGCAUCUAUUGCACCACAAACUAAAGAAGUGCCAAUGCUGCCCUCUUUGGAUUAUGUAAAGUUGAAAAAGGACCUGCAUAGAGGAACAGACCGCCUCAGGUCUCUGCUGCUUCAGGCGCUGCGCUGGAGACUAACUCGCUCACUUCCUGGUGAACAGAGAGACGCCAUACUUCAAGCAUAUAUAAGCAACGACCUGUUGGAACGCAACAGCACAAAGCAGAAAACGGUGCUUCAUUUACUGACUUCCAAGAAUGAGAUAGUGCGACAGUACAUGGCUCGCCUAAUCAAUGCGAUUUCCUCUAUUGCAGAUGGGCGGGUUUACCUCUCUCAAAUCCCAUAUAUUCCUAAAAUCUUGAUAAAAACACUCUCAACAGAGGCAAAGGACUCCUUGACCAGAGAGAAUGUACUAGUAUCUCUACAGAAACUCAGCCUGAGGAAGAACCAGCAGCUGGCCAUGAUCGAAAAUAAUCUGAUUGGCUGGCUAGUGGAUGAACUUGAUGACACAGACUCUCUGAGCGAUGACACCCUGGAGUAUUCUGCAGCUCUUCUUAUGAACUUGUGCCUGCGAUCAAAAGGAAUAAAGAAGUGUGCAGAAAACGCGCAACACGUGCUCAAGGUCCUCACUGACCUCCUUGGGCAUGACAACGAUGAGAUUCACAAAUACGUGAAUGGAGCCCUGUACAACAUCUUGUCCAAUCCGUCUGUGAGACAAGAAGCAAAAGAGAUGAGUGUGGAGGAGAUCCUUUGCUGCUACAGGAAAGAGGACAACCCAGCUCUUCACAGGCAAAUUGGCUUUGUCAUUAAACAGCUCAACUCAGCGGAAGGGCAAGAGUCGGAUGAUGACGAGGAUGAGGAUGAAAAUGAUGAGGAUGAAAAUGAUGAAGAUGUAAUGGGGUCAGACAUAGAUAAAGAGGAGGUCCUGCAUCCACAGCCCAGAGAGCUGUCUGGGGAAAGUUUGCUCAACACUGAAUACCUGGGUAUUAUUACUAACGUACCCAAACUGAAGAGGAAAUCGACUACACAGCCUCAACCAAGCAUUGACGAGCCCCUACAGCGGCCGGUGACCCCAGGCUCACAUCGUAAUAUAAAUGCAAUGGGAGAUUCGAUCUCUGCGUUUCAAAGUAAACCUAUCCUCGCCCGGACUCCUGAACCAGAACCCAUUCAAUCCCAGUCCGAACCCCGGCUGUGCACUGCGAGCUCUUCAAGCACGUGUUUUAUGGGAAGUCAGAAUGAAGCCCCCAACUCCACACCUCCUGUGUCCUCCUCCAGGCAGUGACUCGAAGCAGUGUUGAAGAGGGAGCUGUCACCACAGCGUAGCUCUAUCUUCCCCGGAGCAUCAGGCUUCCUGUAACAUCAUCCCUCCAGGUUUUGAUCAGGGUCAGGGUAACAGAGAGGGUCGAGAAUCGGCAGCGGGGGCAGAGGAGCUCGAACAAUGCAAAGGAUUGUGGUGCUGCAUUUUUUCUCGGCUGCAGCACAGACUUUUGUAACCCGAUAUGAGGUCAGACAAUAAUCGCGUCCCGCAGCCGGCCAACCGGGUGCUGUAUGUGGCCUCGUUUGGCCCACAAUUUCUCCGCACGCUCGCUCUCUCAACGAGGUCACACUUGGCACACCUGGAUAUGUGCAACAUCCUGCUGCCAUUACAGGUCACAAGACAAAGCUUUUUUUCGGAUGCAUACCAUUUUUUUUUUCAAGCUGAUCCCGAUACAGAUAAUUCCCUGGUCCUUAAGACCAACACUUAAUUUAUAUCCAUAUUUUUCUUCUGCUGUAGUUUCUGCAAAGCUUUGUUUGUGGCUGGGUUUGGGCCCGUUUCUUAAGCAGCAGGUAUCUUCAUAGGUUGUCAAAACACAGUUGUCGCAAUGAUGCCGGGUCAGGUGGUAAUGUUCGAUGAUUGUCUCAAGAACAUUUGGUGCAAAUAGCACGCAAAAGAUCUUCCUCUGAGACAGUAAAGUCCCACACGAUCGACACCAUAAUUGUUUACAGUGAGCUCUAGAAGUUUACGACAGGCUCCUUCCAGCGCAGGAGAAAAGGAGCGCUUGAUUUGCUCACCCUAACCUACUCAUAGCACAGUACGGGUAAUCUCGCCCCAUUGAAGCGUUUUAAAUCGGAUUUAUCGGUAUGAUGUCAUAAUGUCUCACUCAUAUGGGCCCAAUAAUUAUGUCACACAUUUGUCAUGCACCCUUUCUUUUUUAAAAAAUGGAUCUACUAAUUAUUGUGAUGUUUACUGGACGUUUCCAAAUGAAUACAUAAUCCUAAAUUUAAGAUCAUGAGAUUUCAUUUUAGGAUGUUUUAUUCAAACAGCAUAUAUUAGUGAUCCUUAGGUGGACACAAAUGCUUGCAAAUGUAUAGUUUGUAAGUGGAUAUUAAUAGGAUAUAAAAUAUAUGAUGCAAGAAGCUUGAGCUCAACAGUUAUAUUCCUAUGUCUUUUGCUAGUGCGCUCAUAUAUCUCUUAAAGGGGACAUAAUAUUGAUUAUUUUCUACAUUCAAAACACUUCAUUGUGGUCUACAUAACAUGUAAUGGUAGUUCUUUGGUCAAGAUUUUGCAUAGAUUAUGUUUUAGAGCAGUGGUUCUUAACCUGGGUUCGAUCGAACCCUAGGGGUUCGGUGAGUCGGCCUCAAGGGUUCGGCGGAGGUAAAAACACACCCGACUCAUCGUGUAAAUACAAACUUCUCCCUAUCAGCGUAUUACGGAUACGGCAACAGCUGACUGAUUUGCAGGUGUGUAAUUUGUUGUGAGUUUAUGCACUAUGUUGGUUUUGUUGUUUGAACAAGUUGAUGUUCAUGCACGGUUCAUUUUGUGCACCAGUAAAAAAACAUGGUAACACUUUAGUAUGGGGAACAUAUUCACCAUUAAUUAGUUGUUUGUUAAAAUGCAAAUUAGUAACAUAUUGGCUCUUAAUUAGUCAUUAUUAAGUACUUAUUAACGCCUUAUUCGGCAUGGCCUUAUUAUAACCCUAACCCUCUAACCCUGACCCUAACCCUAACCAAAUAACUCUAAAUUAAGUCUUUAUUACUAAGAAUAUGUUCCCCUAGUGUCCAAAUAACUCUAAAUUAAGUCUUUGUUACUUAUAAUAUGUUCCCCUAGUGUCCAAAUAACUCUAAAUUAAGUCUUAGUUACUUAGAAUAUGUUCCCUUAGUGUCCAAAUAACUCUAAAUUAAGUCUUUGUUACUUAGAAUAUGUUCCCCUAGUGUCCAAAUAACUCUAAAUUUAGUCUUUGUUACUUAGAAUAUGUUCCCCUAGUGUCCAAAUAACUCUAAAUUAAGUCUUUGUUACUUAUAAUAUAUUCCCCUAGUGUCCAAAUAACUCUAAAUUUAGUCUUUGUUACUUAGAAUAUGUUCCCCUAGUGUCCAAAUAACUCUAAAUUUAGUCUUUGUUACUUAGAAUAUGUUCCCUUAGUGUCCAAAUAACUCUAAAUUUAGUCUUUGUUACUUAGAAUAUGUUCUCCGAGUGUCCAAAUACACUACCGUUAAAAAGUUUGGGGUCACACAAACAAUUUUGUGGAAUAGCCUUCAUUUCUAAGAACAAGAAUAGACUGUCGAGUUUCAGAUGAAAGUUCUCUUUUUCUGGCUAUUUUGAGCGUUUUAAUUGACCCCACAAAUGUGAUGCUCCAGAAACUCAAUCUGCUCAAAGGAAGGUCAGUUUUGUAGCUUCUGUAACGAGCUAAACUGUUUUCAGAUGUGUGAACAUGAUUGCACAAGGGUUUUCUAAUCAUCAAUUAGCCUUCUGAGCCAAUGAGCAAACACAUUGUACCAUUAGAACACUGGCGUGAUAGUUGCUGGAAAUGGGCCUCUAUACACCUAUGUAGAUAUUGCACCAAAAACCAGACAUUUGCAGCUAGAAUAGUCAUUUACCACAUUAGCAAUGUAUAGAGUGUAUUUCUUUAAAGUUAAGACUAGUUUAAAGUUAUCUUCAUUGAAAAGUACAGUGCUUUUCCUUCAAAAAUAAGGACAUUUCAAUGUGACCCCAAACUUUUGAACGGUAGUGUAACUCUAAAUUUAAUCUUUGUUACUUAGAAUAUGUUCGGUGAAUGCGCAUAUGAAACUGGUGGGGUUCGGUACCUCCAACAAGGUUAAGAACCACUGUUUUAGAGACUGUCUUCAAACCGCCUGGUGGAGCCAUGUUCUCUAGGUGCUUGAGUGGCGCUGUGGAGCCAGAAGCCAAGGACAUUUAGGUGCGCACUGAUUGCACCAGAGACUUAUUGUUUUUGCAGGCUGACGGCAGUGUGAGUUUGUAUUAUAAGAAUUUAUGCUUUGUUUGAGAAUAAAUUAAAAUGGACUUUCGUAUCACAAAUGAACUUUGUUUAUUCUUUUAUUUAAAGUUAAAGGUAAAAGUUAAAGUACCAAUGUUUGUCACACACACACACUAGGUGUGGUGAGAUUAUCUUCUGCAUUUGACCCAUCACCCUCACCCCCUGGGAGGUGAGGGGAGCAGUGGGCAGCAGCGGUGGCCGUGCCCGGGAAUAAUUUUUGGUGACUUAAUGGUACAAGUUUGUUAUCAGAAGAAAAGCCUGCCGAAAGCUGCGAGUGCAUUAACGAAAGUGCGUCUCCACGUCUUAUUUACGUGGCUUCACUUUGACAGUGUCUUCUCCCCGCCAUCUUUUUUGUAGUCUUAGCGCUUCCAUAGCGAGUCUACUGACAGAUUAGGUUCAAACCAAAUGCUACUUUAUAUUAGAAAUGGCAACAGGGGAGGAUGCAUGUGCAUGUACGAGCCAGUCUGCCCCACAACAAGAGAAUAGAGGAAAAGAAGGAGCUUAUUGACUGCAGCAUUGGACAUUAAUGGCGGACGCGCGAAAAGGGAACUUUAAGUUGUCGUAUUGUCUUAUUUAUCAAUCCACGCUAUCAUGUAUAUACAACAUCUGGCAAAAAACUUGAAAUUGUAUGAAUGUUUUAAAGUAUCAUUCUUUACAUUGUACAUUUGCACUGUUCAGAUAUAUGUAUGUUUUUUGUUUUGUAUACUGUUAUAAAUGAUGUCAUAUCUCAGUGACCAUUGCAUUGUUGGGGGUCGUUAUGUUGG